GUGGCCUCUCUCUCUCUCUCUCUCUCUCUCUCUUUUUAAUUUAAACAUGAAACACUUAAAUCAUAUACGCUUUAUUUUUUUCCUGUUCUCUUUGACUGAAUCCCUAGCCCUACCCACAAAGCCUCAGGACAUAGAUCACCUCAGUGCUACCCAGAAAUUCAUAGACGAGAACACUGCUUACCUGACCAUUAUCGCAGUUUCUCAGUAUGUUCAGGAAGCAUCCUUUGAUGAGGUGGAAAUGCUGGUGAGAGCCAUUAUGGAUCACAAGAAUAGGUGCUUGGCUGAUAGUACACUUCCAGAGUGUUCAAAAGUAGCUAACGAGGCUAUACAGGACUCAAUCUGCGCUGUGGAGGGGCUGCCCCAGAAGCGUAACUUUUCUCACUGCUGUGAAAACGCCAGCAUUCCAAGAAGACUGUGUUUCUUCUUCAACAAGAAAGCUAACGUGGGAUUUCUACCCCCUUUCCCUACUCUGGAUCCAGAAGAGAAAUGCCAAUCUUAUAAAAAUAACAGCGAAUCUUUUCUAAACCACUAUAUGUAUGAGGUUGCCAGGAGGAACCCCUUUGCCUUCGCCCCUGUUCUUCUAACUGUCGCAGCCCGGUUUGAAGAGGCAGCCACCAUGUGCUGUGAGCAGCAGCAGAAGGCCACCUGCUUUCAAGCCAAGGCAGCUCCAAUCACACAAUAUUUAAAAGCAUUGUCUUCUUAUCAAAAAACUGUUUGUGGAGCCUUUAUAAAAUUUGGACCCAACAUCUUAAACUCUAUAAACAUUGCUGUAUUCAGUAAAAAAUUCCCCAAGAUUGGGUUUAAGGACCUUACUUCCCUCUUAAAAGACGUUCAUUCUAUGUAUGACGGAUGCUGUGAAGGGGAUGUUGUUCAGUGCCUCCGAAGCCAGAGCCAGGUGAUGAGUCAUAUUUGUUCAAAACAAGAUUCCAUCUCAGGUAAAAUCAAAGAGUGCUGUGGAAAGAAAACACCAGAGCGUGAAGACUGUAUAAUCAACACGAACAAGGACGACAGACCUGAAGACUUAUCUCCCAGAGAACCCAAAUUUACUGACAGUGAAAAUGUGUGUCAAGAACGAGAUUCUAACCCGGACAAGUUCUUUGCUGAGUUUACUUAUGAAUACUCCAGGAGGCAUGCUGAACUGUCUACACCGGAGCUUCUAAGAAUUACUAAAGUGUAUAAGGAUCUCCUGGAAGAUUGCUGCAGCAGAGAAAGCCCGGCAGCUUGUUACCGCCAUGCGGAGGAUAAAUUCAAUGAGACAACUGAGAGAAGCUUUGCAAUGGUUCAACGGGAAUGCAGACACUUCCAGGAGCUGGGGAAGGAUGCUCUGAGAUCCCAUUACCUUGCCAAGUUCACCAAGGCAGCCCCUCAGCUCUCUGUGGAAGAACUGAUCUCCCUGAGUAAGGAAAUGGCGGCAGCGCUGGCAACCUGCUGCACCCUGAGUGAAGAGUUUGCUUGUGUCGAUAACUUGGCGGAUUUGGUUCUUGGAGAAUUAUGUGGAAUAAAUGAGAACCGAACUAUCAAUCCUGCUGUGGACCAGUGCUGCAAGGCAGACUUCGCUUUCAGAAGGCACUGCUUUGAGCAUCUGAAAGCUGACACAACCUACGUGCUCCCCUCGGUCUCUGCACUUGUAUCUGCUGUGCAUGCAGACUGGUGCCAGGCUCACCAGGAGGACCUUCAGGAUAAGAAAGACAGGUUUAUGGUCAACCUGGUGAAGUGGAUGCCAGAGAUAACAGAUGAGGAGCGCUUAUGUUUGUUCGCAAAGUUCACAGCUGCUGGGGAGAAAUGUGGCCAAGUGCAGGAGCCUGAAGCCUGUUUCAGCCCAGCGGUAGGGUUCAAAAAUUGAUAAUGAAAGUCAGGCUGCUGAGAAGCAAAGAUAAAUACCAGAGCCAGUACCAGCUUACAGCCUCC
This is a messenger RNA of Psammomys obesus (fat sand rat), 1908 nucleotides long. RefSeq names its product afamin (gene Afm). The transcript has 15 exons. Gene Ontology annotation, molecular function: vitamin E binding; fatty acid binding; zinc ion binding. The record is from RefSeq and is a predicted model, not a curated record. Bases 47 to 1843 code for a protein of 598 amino acids. Gene Ontology annotation, cellular component: blood microparticle; cytoplasm. Lineage: Eukaryota; Metazoa; Chordata; Mammalia; Rodentia; Muridae. Gene Ontology annotation, biological process: protein transport within extracellular region; vitamin transport.